Molecule: messenger RNA, 3234 nt
Organism: Micropterus salmoides (largemouth bass)
Lineage: Eukaryota; Metazoa; Chordata; Actinopteri; Centrarchiformes; Centrarchidae
Gene: p4hb
Product: prolyl 4-hydroxylase, beta polypeptide
Exons: 11
Coding region: 195-1736 (513 amino acids)
Biological process (GO): protein folding; response to endoplasmic reticulum stress
Cellular component (GO): endoplasmic reticulum
Molecular function (GO): protein disulfide isomerase activity
Source: RefSeq, a predicted model, not a curated record
GCACAACGCCUGACCCCUCCGGUUUCUGCGUGCACUGCCACGUUAGUAGCGGUAGACACAAAAUACCAGCUACUCUCCCAACCUUAAACAAGGAAUAGGACCUGAACUACGACCAAUUUCUCAGCUAAACCGCAGAAUACCGUGUCUGCAGCUCUCAUCUCUGUCAGGAAGAAGACUCGACGGCAACUAACGUUAUGUUUAAGUUUUUGCUCCUCUGCACACUGGCGGUGGCCAGCCGGGCUGAGAUCACUGAGGAGGAAGAUGUCCUGGUGCUGAAGAAAAGUAACUUCGACGAGGCUCUUAAAGCUCACCCUAACCUCCUGGUUGAAUUCUAUGCCCCAUGGUGUGGCCACUGCAAGGCCCUUGCUCCAGAGUUCGCCAAGGCCGCUGGAACGCUGAAGGCAGAGGGUUCAGAGGUACGUCUGGGUAAGGUGGACGCCACAGAGGAGACCGAACUGGCCCAAGAGUACGGCGUCCGGGGAUACCCCACCAUCAAGUUCUUCAAGGGCGGAGAGAGCCAGUCACCCAAAGAGUACUCUGCUGGCAGACAAGCAGAUGACAUUGUCACUUGGCUGAAGAAGCGCACAGGCCCGGCCGUCACUAUCCUGUCCGAAGUUACCGAGGCAGAGGCUCUGAUCGCUGACCACGAGGUGGCAGUCAUCGGAUUCUUUAAGGAUGCUAACUCGGACGCUGCCAAGGCUUACGAAAAAGCAGCUGAAGCCAUUGAUGAAAUUCCCUUCGCCAUGACCUCCGACGAUGGUGUUUACUCCAAGUUUGAGGUGUCCAAGGACAGUGUUGUCCUCUUUAAGAAGUUUGAUGAAGGGCGUAAUACCUUUGAUGGAGAGCUGACCAAAGAAAAACUCCUGGCUUUUGUCAAGGCCAACCAGCUGCCUCUGGUCAUUGAGUUCACUGAGCAGACUGCCCCUAAAAUCUUCGGUGGAGACAUCAAGUCCCACAUCCUCAUGUUUCUGCCCAAAGCUGCUUCAGACUUCCAGGACAAAAUGGCUGAGUUUAAGAAAGCCUCAGAGGGAUUCAAGGGUCGGAUCCUGUUCAUUUUCAUCGACAGCGACGUGGACGACAACCAGCGCAUCCUGGAGUUCUUCGGCCUGAAGAAAGAGGAGUGCCCCGCCAUCCGCCUUAUUACCCUGGAGGACGAGAUGACCAAGUACAAGCCUGAGAGCGACGCCAUCACAGCAGAGAGCAUCAUCGAUUUCUGCACGCUGUUCAUCGAGGGCAAACUCAAGCCCCACCUCAUGAGUCAGGACAUCCCUAAAGACUGGGACAAAACCCCCGUCAAGGUUUUGGUCGGCAAGAACUUUGAGGAGGUCGCCUUCGACCCUUCCAAGAACGUCUUUGUGGAAUUCUAUGCACCUUGGUGUGGACACUGCAAACAGCUGACUCCCAUCUGGGAGAAGCUGGGAGAAAAAUACAAGGACAGUGAUGACAUAAUUGUGGCUAAGAUGGACUCCACAGCCAAUGAGAUUGAAGCCGUCAAAGUCCACAGCUUCCCCACUCUUAAGUUCUUCCCUGCAGGAGAAGAGCGCAAGGUGAUUGACUACAACGGGGAGAGGACACUGGAAGGCUUCACCAAGUUCCUGGAGACUGGUGGUAAGGAGGGCGGCGCCCCUGCAGGAGACGAGGAUGAGGACGAUCUGGAUGCAGAGGAUUUGGAUGAUGUGGAAGAAGGACAGGACGAGGAUUCUGAUGGUGAGGACGACGGACAUGAUGAGUUGUAAGAGCUGGCAGAGGAGAGAGAGAGGAGAGAAGUCCUGCCCCAACCCUUCCAACCAGUCACCAUCACCACCUUCACGUCCUUGUGGACCUUCCCUGUCCUGUGAACAUUAAUACUUCCCCUUUAACUGCCUCUCGUCAGUCAGCCGGCCUGCUAGCCAGCCCGUCAGUUACUCAGUCAGUCCAUCAGUGGAAUGGCAGGGCCUUUUUUGCCAGCCACAUCUCCAACCUUGCAACUUCUGGCCAGACUGGUCUUGUCCCCCCUGGAGGGACUCUAUGGAACAGCGCACCACCUCUAUGGGAGACCUCAAUGCCUUCUCUACAAAGCUCCACAUCAGCUGUUUGCCUUGUAUAUUUUAAACCAAAUGUAAAAAUGGCAUUGAUAUCCAGUUUUGAAAUUUUUUUUUUUUUUUUUUCUGGUGAAUUUGCUCCCCUCCUUUUUAAAAAAAGCAUUGCCAUUGUUCAGUGUGGGUAUGAGCUAAAUGAGUGUUGUAAUCUGUGUUUGUAGGUAAGGGGCGGGGGGCUGCUGAUGUUCUUUUUCCUCCAGAGGACCAGGGUUUUGUGUGUGGUGGUCUUGUAAUGACUGAUCUCUCAGGGGACAAGGGGCCAUCCUAUAGAUGUGUUUAUUUUGCAAUGUCUGCACUAAAAUAAACCCCACAGUGCUUGUCCAGUGUAGAACAAAGCUGCCCCCCCCCCCCCCCCCCCCCCCAUUUGUAGCUGAGACCAAUUAUUCAUUCUUUUGGUGGGGGUAGUUACUUUGUUUUCAUUUCUUCAUUCCCAGAUAAUUUCUCAGUUCAAUCUCCUGAUUUCAGCACGGCUACUGACUAUUUUCUAAAAGGAAAAAGGUUAACUUUUUGGGGAAAACCUAUUUUAUUUAAUUGUUUUGACUAUGACUUUUUUUGACUUUGUUUUUUUUUUUAAUUAAGGACUUGUCAUGUUUGAUGUUGACCAUUGUGCCCAGCUGUAGCCAGUUUGGUCUUUGGACACGCUCUCAGACCUGGAGCAGGUUCUGAUGGGUCGCACUGCAUUCAUGCCUAAUCAGAGAUUCCCGUGGUUACUGAAGCAGACAGAUUGGUACAGUUUAGUGGUUAGGUUGGUCUGAGAGAAGUGUCUAUUAUCUGAAGCGGGGAGGGAGCAGUUGUACCCCCCCCCCCCCACCCCUCACCCACACUGUACCUCCAGCAUCCCUUUUGGCUCUAACCAACACCCUUGUUGCUAUAGCGGUGCGUGUGUGUGCUGUGUGAAUGGUGUGAAAUUGCUGUGUGAUGAGUUGAAUGAUUAGUACAUAUUUUCUGGUCUGUUAUGAACAGGAGAAUGAAUGUACUGUUUGUUGUAGUCGGUGUGUUUUUUGGCAGGGAGGGGAGGCUUGAGUAGAGCAAGGCGAUGGGUUUGACAGCUGUACAGCGGUGGGGGAAACUUAACAAAGCAUUCCAUCAUAUCCAAAUUGAUGUGGAACAUGUGAAGUGGUGGCCAAUAAACAAAAAAAAAAAACAUAAAAAUGCA